CUGACAGAUUAAUAUGCUGUUUUAUCCAGAGAGAAGAUAUGGCUGGUUUUUGCUAUGAUGUAUUUGUUUCAAGGAAUUACUUGCUCAGAAGAAUUCAAAAGAAUGAGGAGAGCUGUGGAUCCGGAAGCACUGAUGAAUAUUAAUGAGAUCAUUACAUACAAAGGGUACCCCAGUGAGGAAUACAAAGUGAUGACUGAAGAUGGCUAUAUCAUUACCAUUAACAGAAUCCCGUAUGGUAUACAGAAUCAGAGAAAUCCAGUUAUGAAACCUGCUGUAUUUCUCCAACACGGGCUAUUGGGAGAUGCCAGUAACUGGAUCUCAAACCUGCCCAACAACAGCUUGGCCUUCAUGCUAGCUGAUGCUGGCUUUGAUGUUUGGAUGGGAAAUAGCAGAGGGAAUCGCUGGUCCAGAGAACAUCAAAAUUACUCCACUGAUCAAGAUGAGUUCUGGGCUUUCAGUUUUGAUGAGAUGGCAAAGUUUGAUCUUCCAGCAGCGAUAAAUUUUAUUGUGAAGAAAACUGGACAGGAAAAGUUGUACUAUAUUGGCUAUUCACAAGGCACCACCAUCGCUUUCAUUGCUUUUUCAACAAUGCCAGAACUGGCUCAGAAAAUCAAACUUUAUUUUGCAUUGGCACCUGUCACUACUAUUAAGUAUGCCAGAAGCGCAGCAGUAAAGCUCCUCUACCUUCCUGAAAAAAUGCUCAGGGGUUUGCUUGGCAAAAGAGAAUUCCUUCCCCAGGCUGAAUGUCUAAGAAGGCUGAUAGUCCCUGUCUGCAGCCACCUUCCUUUCGCUAGGCUUUGUAGAAAUAUCUUCUUCAGCCUUGGUGGCUAUAACAUGAAAAACAUCGACAUGAACCGGAUCAAUGUGUAUAUUGCACAAACCCCUGCUGGAACAUCUGUGCAAAAUAUAGUCCACUGGAGCCAGGAAGCCCAUUUGGGGAAGUUCCAAGCUUAUGACUGGGGCAGUUCAAAGAAGAACAUCGAGAACCAGCAGGCUACUCCUCCUCUCUACAAUGUAGAAGAAAUGACUGUACCCACUGCAGUAUGGACUGGGGGUCGAGACUUGCUUGCAGAUCCCAAGGACGCUGCCAUUUUACUGUCUCAUAUUAAGAGGCUUAUCUAUCACAAGAAGAUUCCUGAAUGGGCACAUCUGGAUUUCAUCUGGGGAUUGGAUGCACCUUUGUGUAUGUACAACGAAAUUAUUGAUCUGAUGCAGAAAUAUCCUUAACUCACAAGCAGUAGCCAUACCUGGCUCAUUCCCCAGUGCCUUUGCUGGGUACAGAGAAAGCAUUCUUUUGCAUCAUAUAGCUUCUGCUGGAGUCAGAGAGAGGAUUUCUCCUGGCUAAUGCUAUUUUCACACUAUGUGUCACUACAGUGCCUUUUGGAUCUUGAUGGUGCACUUCAUACUUUGUGGCAACCUUGUGAUCAGUAAUCACUUUUUAGUUGAUAAAGCCUAGAUUCUGCAAUACAUUGUACUUUCCUAACAGGAACCAGGGCUUUCUUGCAGCCUGAUGUCUUCUUUAGACUUUAACAGUAAUGAAAGCACUGAGUUUCUCUGGAUGUGGUCAAUUAUGUCAAAAAGUUUUCCAUUGAUCACAUAAUUUCUCAGUUUAUUGGACUGGAAGUUCCUGAAAAGCUAGUGUAAACUGAGACUAACUCUAGCAGCCGUGGCAU
Cygnus olor (mute swan) is the source of this 1673-nucleotide messenger RNA. Its product is annotated as lipase member M-like. The record is from RefSeq and is a predicted model, not a curated record. Bases 55 to 1227 code for a protein of 390 amino acids. Gene Ontology annotation, molecular function: hydrolase activity, acting on ester bonds. Lineage: Eukaryota; Metazoa; Chordata; Aves; Anseriformes; Anatidae. The transcript has 9 exons.